CUCCUCCUCACCCAUCAUGGCGGACGUGCGCUUCCCGCCGUUCCGAGCAGCGGACGAUUUCGUCCUCGGCGUAGCGCGAUUCGGGGCGCCGGACAUGAACGACCCGGCGAGGUGGAACAACAGGAUCAUCAACAACCUGCUGUACUACCAGAGCAACUACGCCGCCUCCAUCGUGGCCGUCAUGCUGCUGGUCGGGUACAUACGUCCCCUAGAGAUGAUGAUCGGUGGGGCGGUGGUGGCCAUCGUCUUCCUGGCCUUUGUCCUGGCCUCGGAGAACCGCACCACCGUGCGCCGCUUCAAGCGCAACCGACCGGGCUUGGCGGUGUGUGCGGUGCUCGUGGCCAGCGGCAUGAUGCUGCACCUGCUCGGAGGAAUCCUGGUCUUUGUCUUCGGCAUCACCUUCCCGCUACUCUGUGAGCACCAUAACUCGCAUAGCGAAAGAACG
Messenger RNA from Lethenteron reissneri (Far Eastern brook lamprey), 445 nucleotides. RefSeq names its product PRA1 family protein 3-like. The record is from RefSeq and is a predicted model, not a curated record. Gene Ontology annotation, cellular component: membrane. Lineage: Eukaryota; Metazoa; Chordata; Hyperoartia; Petromyzontiformes; Petromyzontidae.